Molecule: messenger RNA, 1485 nt
Organism: Musa acuminata AAA Group (dessert banana)
Lineage: Eukaryota; Viridiplantae; Streptophyta; Magnoliopsida; Zingiberales; Musaceae
Product: large ribosomal subunit protein eL20-like
Exons: 4
Coding region: 749-1258 (169 amino acids)
Biological process (GO): translation
Cellular component (GO): cytosolic large ribosomal subunit; ribosome
Molecular function (GO): structural constituent of ribosome
Source: RefSeq, a predicted model, not a curated record
UUAGUUGCAAGAGAAUGAAUUCAUUUCAUUGAUGACCUCUUCUUUUCCACUUUCACAUCAGACUAUAGACUGGAGAUUAGAUACUAAAGUCGACUUAUAGCCACAUAAGACGUUCUAUAAUAAGCUCGAGCUCGCCUUGUUUAGUGUUGGUGUUGAUAUUAGGCAGCCGAUCCUAAAAAGUUGGAUCCAUGUUUGGUGGUUAUGUUUAAAUCCGACCCGUUACUGAAGUAGACGAGAUUUAAGUGCAAGAGACUGAAUUCAUUGGUGAGCUCUUCUUUACCACUUUCACAUCAGACUAAAGACUGGAGAUUGGAAGCUAAAGUCGACUUAAAGCCCCAUAAAAACGAUCUAUAAUUAAGCCGAUCUCGCCCCGAUAAUUGUUCGUGUGGAUGCCAAGCGGCCGAUCCUAAAAAAUUGGAUCCGUAUUUGGUGGUUGCAUUUACAUCCGACCCAUCUAUACACCAACAUGGUGGAACCCAUCCGUAAUUGGGCUACCUGCUCGGGAUAUAUUGGACAAGGGAAAGAUGUAGACUCUCUCGCUGUUAGGGUUUCCGAUUGGUCCUCUGGAAGAGAGUUAUCGGAGGUGGUCCGGCGGGGGCGGCGUUGGAGGUCUCAGAAUCAAUGACCAUCUUUAGGAUUGUUGCAUCUGAUCCUCGUUGAUGACGGCGGAUGGUGGCAGUUUCAUCAGUAUCAGGUGGUGGGUAGAGCUCUUCCAACGGCGGCGGUGGAGCACCCCAAGAUUUACCGUAUGAAGCUGUGGGCUACGAAUGAAGCCAGAGCUAAAUCCAAGUUCUGGUACUUUUUAAGGAAGCUGAAGAAAGUGAAGAAAAGUAAUGGCCAAGUUCUUGCAAUUAAUGUGGUUUUUUUCCGUCUUAUUUGGUCCCUUUUUCUCAAGGAAUGUCAUGGGUUUGGUUUCUCCUUUGUAUGUCCUAUAUUUGAGAGGAAACCAACAAAGAUCAAGAAUUAUGGCAUCUGGCUGCGGUACCAAAGCCGAACAGGUUACCACAACAUGUACAAAGAGUACAGGGAUACUACACUGAACGGUGCCGUGGAGCAGAUGUACAACGAGAUGGCAUCCCGCCACCGAGUCAGGUGCCUUUGCAUCCAGAUUAUCAGGACUGCCACCAUUCCUUCCAAACUAUGCAAGCAAUUCCAUGAUUCUAAAAUCAAAUUCCCCGUCGUCUUCAAGAAAGUCAGGCCCCCUACCAGAAAGUUGAAGACCACUUUCAAGGCCUCCCGCCCUAGUCUCUUCAAGUAAAAGAGAGUACUCGAGCACAUUCUCCAGAAACUGUUGCAUUUAGUUCAUGUAUUGUUGGAUGAACUUAAAAUGCCGCUGUCAGAGAUUGUGUUUGUGUAGGACUUUUGCAGAGAGAUUUUGUGAUUUGGAUUAGGAGAAUUCAUUUCUCAUUUUCAGCAUGUUGUUGUUAUAGCGGAUGUGAUCUUAUGAAUUGGAUUAGCUAUUCCAGUUUAAUUUUUUGUGCUUAA